Messenger RNA from Pogona vitticeps (central bearded dragon), 2090 nucleotides. RefSeq names its product olfactomedin 4 (gene OLFM4). NCBI's taxonomy places the organism in Eukaryota, Metazoa, Chordata, Lepidosauria, Squamata, Agamidae. Gene Ontology annotation, biological process: signal transduction. The record is from RefSeq and is a predicted model, not a curated record.
AAGCAUAAGCUGCUGAUGGGGAAAUCCCCAAAUCAUGCUAUAAAGAGGCUUCCCUCUCUGAUCUUCAUCCCAUCUGAGGAAGCAGAGAAGAUGAAGCUCAUCAGUGCAGCCAAGCUGCUGUUUCUUCUGCAAAGCACAGUUGCCAGUGAAAGCACGGUAAAUGGGGUUACAGCUUCUCAACCAGCUGACAUAACUCACAGAUAUCUAGAGGCAAGCAGUCACUUAGAGCCAUUUGCCAAUGUGACCGGAUCUUUGGAUGACCAUGGAGUAUGCCAGUGCUCUGUCUACCUGCCAGAUAACACAUUUCCUGUGCAGAGGAUGGAAAGGCUUGAAAUCUUAGCUCAAGAGCUCUCAGUGAAAUUCGACAGUGAGCUUUCCAAAGUUAGCCAGUAUACCAGAGAAAUUGAAGUGUACGAGAGAAGAAUUCUAAACCUAACCAAGAAGAUUGAGUACUUGGAGAAGACCAGUGUUUCUUAUACAGAACUGGACUUCCAGAUGAUAAAAUUGGAAAUCAGUGAAAUGGAGAGACUGGUCAUUCAGCUGAAAACGACACUAACUGGGAGCAAUGUGAUUGUCGAGCAAUUAUAUGAAGAGAUUAAGAAUUUGAGUCUCAUGGUGAAUAAGCUGGAAUCGCUGGACAAGAAUAACAUCCUUGCAGUCCGCCGAGAAAUGGUGGCUCUGCAGAAGAAAUUGCAAGAGUGUGAAGCAAAUAGAAACCAGAGUACAAACACCCACCACUUCCUACCUGGAAACUGCGGUCAUGGCACAAUUCUGAACAUCAGCCAGCCCUAUCUGAUUCAAUUGAACUGGAGGGGAUUUGACUACAAAUAUGGUACCUGGGGAAGAUAUUCCUCUCCCCUCACUCCUGAAAAAGAACUCUACUGGGUUGCACCACUGAAUACUGAUGGAAGAUACUUGGAAUAUUACAGACUUUAUGAUUCCUAUGAUGAUUUAUUGCUUUUCAAACAGAAAGGGCAAUACAGAAUUGUGUAUGGUGAGGGUAGUGGUACAACUGUUUACAAUAAUUAUAUGUAUUUUAAUCAACAUAGUUCAGGAAAUAUAGCUAAGCUAGAUUUAAGCACAAACACUGUGGUGCUGAGGAAACUUCUUCCAAAUGCUGCUUUUAACAAUCGCUUUUCAUAUGCAGGUGUGUCAUGGCAAGACAUGGAUUUUGCUGUGGAUGAGAGUGGGUUGUGGGUCAUUUACUCAACGGAAGCCAGCACAGGCAAUAUUGUGAUCAGCAAGCUUAAUGAAACAUCGCUUGAUGUGCUUGAUACAUGGGAAACAAAACAAUACAAGCCAUCAGUGUCCAAUGCUUUCAUUAUAUGUGGGGUGCUAUAUGCCACGAGGCCUGUCAAUACUAGAAAAGAAGAGAUCUUUUAUACUUACGAUACAAACACUGGAAAGGAAGGCAGGAUAAGUGUGAUUAUUGACAAAAUGUUAGAAACAGUUCAGAGUCUUGACUACAGCCCUAUAGAUAGGAAUCUUUAUAUGUUCAAUAAUGGCUACCUUGUUCGAUAUAGCCUGACUUUCCAACCUCUUUCACUGGUAUAAUUUUUCACAGAUGCUUAAAACUAGAGUGGGGUGCAAGGGACGGGGGAGCCAGACAUUCCGUCCUUUUGUAAAUUACCGGCUGACCACAAUGGUGCUACAUUUGUUGGGGAAGAAUUAAUAUCCAUCAUGGCGUGUGGUUUUUAUUUGUGAUAAUGACACUUUUAAAAUUUGGUGAUUUCGACAGAACUUUAAGUUUUAUAUUUCCAGUGGGAAUAUAAAACGUCUUGAGUUUAGGUAAAGUGGGAUAUUCAGCACGGGUUAUAAUCUGUCUAGAUCACCUUCUUUAUGGGCUAUGUGUAUAUUUACUGCUAGAUAAAAAAAAUCUAUUGUUUUUUUAAUUGAGAACAAAGGAAAAUGUAAACACACCCUUUACAGAAUAAAUGCAAGUUUGCUGUGCGGGUUUAACACUCCUUUAAGGCAACACAUCUGAUAUCACAUUUCUCUAAUCCUCUGUAAAUCAUUGCUGAGGGAAAGUCCACAAUUGGAGGUGUAUGUUUGUGUAUGUGUGUGUGAAUAAAUGUGUAUGUCACCAGAAA